Molecule: messenger RNA, 1361 nt
Organism: Camelus dromedarius (Arabian camel)
Lineage: Eukaryota; Metazoa; Chordata; Mammalia; Artiodactyla; Camelidae
Gene: APOOL
Product: apolipoprotein O like
Exons: 9
Coding region: 76-882 (268 amino acids)
Biological process (GO): cristae formation
Cellular component (GO): MICOS complex
Source: RefSeq, a predicted model, not a curated record
UGAGUAGAGCCCAGUUGAACCGUUUUGUCCCUUUUCGCUCUCCGUGUGAAAACCUGGGCGCGGAGGGUCAGAGAUAUGGCGGCCGCUAGGAUGGGAAAGCUGACAACCAUGCCAGCAGGUCUGAUAUGUGCAUCUAUAAGUGUGUAUGCAGCCAAGGAAGAGGAAUCCAAAAAGCAGCUAGUGAAACCAGAGCAGCUCCCCAUAUAUACUCCACCACCUCUCCAGUCUAAAUAUGUUGAAGAGCAGCCUGGUCACUUACAAAUGGGCUUUGCGUCCAUUCGCACUACUACUGGUCGUUAUAUUGGCUGGUGCAAGGGUGUUUAUGUCUUUGUGAAAAAUGGGAUAAUGGAUACAGUACAAUUUGGGAAAGAUGCAUAUGUCUAUUUGAAGAAUCCACCUCGAGAUUUUCUUCCAAAAAUUGGAGUGAUUACAGUUUCAGGAUUGGCAGGCUUCAUUUCAGUGAGAAAAGGUUCUAGGUUUAAGAAGAUUGCUUAUCCACUGGGACUGGCCACUUUAGGAGCAACUGUUUGCUACCCAGUUCAGUCAGUAAUAAUUGCAAAGGUAACUGGGAAAAAGGCAUAUGCUACAAGCCAGCAAAUUUAUGAAGCAGUUAAAUCAUUGUGGACAAAAAAUAACAAAAAAGAGUCACUUCCUGAAUCUAAAGAAAAAACUAAGCUUGGAAGCUCUGCUGAAAUAGAAAUACCUGCAAAAACAACUCACAACCCAGAACACUCAGUGCCUUUGCCAGCAGAACUCAGUUCUGAAACAAAGACCAAAUCAGAAUCUGUCUCAGGUGCUACACAGUUUAUGCCUGACCCCAAGCUCAUGGAUCAUGGGCAGUCCCAUCCAGAAGAUGCAGAUAUGUACAGCACUAGAAGCUGAACUAGUCUGCAGAGAGAACUACAAGAUGUGUGAAGUGGCAAAUAAUGAUGAAAAAAUCAUGUAAUUGGUAACUGAUGCACAGAGUAUUAACUUAAACCAAGUUUUUCCCUUACAUCUUCUAAUGUACGGUUUGACGAAUCACAUAAGUGAUUAAAACACAAAAUGUGACUACAAUCCUGACAAUAUUAAAUGAUUGAUGAAGAGGCAGAGGUAGAAGUAUUAGUAUGCAUUAGAUCAUUUUAAGGGCAUUUAUAAAGAAAUAAAAAUAAAGUAAAUAUAUGAACACUGAUGAGACUAAAAUCUGAAAAAAUAUGUAUGUGUAUAUAUAAAUAUGUAUACAUAUACAGAUAUACAUUUGCUUUAGCUUUUCUGAAUUAAUGUCAGCUAAAUUAGAAUGGUGUGUGGAAGGAUGUGUUCCCUCCCCCCAAUUUUGUUUUUCAUUUCCCAGAGCUGGAAUAAAAUAACCAUAUUUUAUGACA